This is a messenger RNA of Plasmopara halstedii, 927 nucleotides long. Its product is annotated as chord family protein. The transcript is spliced from 3 exons. The record is from RefSeq and is a predicted model, not a curated record. NCBI's taxonomy places the organism in Eukaryota, Oomycota, Peronosporomycetes, Peronosporales, Peronosporaceae. The coding region runs from base 1 to 927 and encodes 308 amino acids.
AUGCAUUACGAGGAUGGUACAGAAGUACAGACACUUACUCUCAAAAUGGUGUUGCCGUCCAAAUGGGCAGGCCACACUGUCGAUUACCUCAAGGAUUUCUUCGUAGAACAUUACAAUACUAAAAAGCCGGAAAAUGUGCUGGAUGCAACUGAGAUGCAUUUAGAAAAAAAAGGCAACGCGAUACUUUUCGGCGAUGAACUACUACACACGGCAGUGCAGAAGUACGACGACCUGUUUCUCAAACCUGGUAAAUCCAUGCCUAAACCCGUGCGCGCUCAAAACAGCGCUGCUUCUGUCACAUCGGACGCAAAGUAUAAGCAGUGCAAAAAUCAUGGCUGUCAGAAAAAGUAUUUGGAGGAAGAAAACUCUGACCAGGCGUGUCGCCAUCACAGCCUCCCACCGCUUUUUCACGAUAUGAAGAAAGGCUGGCAGUGCUGCUCGUCUAAAAUGGUGUACGAUUGGGACGAUUUUGAGAAGAUCGAGCCAUGCGUUACCGGUCGCCAUUCGGACGUGGGACCGAAUGAAAAGUUUGCCGCAUCACCGACCGUGGCAGCAGCUGAGAAUGCGGCAGCAAACUCGGCUAGUGCUACUGUGCCACCAGCGUCUUCACUUAAGUCAAUUGAAGACUACAAUCAGAAAAACCCGGACGCGGUGACUGCUGUCUCUGCAGCUAAGAGCAGUCAGACAGCUCCACCUCCCAAGCGAACUGAUGGCAAAGCAAACUGCGUCAAUUAUGGAUGCCAGCAAGAGUAUGUAGUAGUUGAGAAUACAGAUACGUCGUGCAAGCAUCAUGCAGGUCCUCCUGUCUUCCACGAUGCCGGCAAAUUUUGGAGCUGUUGUCCAAAGGAUGUUAAGUACGACUUUGAUUCGUUUCUCAAGGUGCCUGGAUGUGUCGUGUCCGCGCACACAGACAUUAAGACAGCGUAG